AUGACGUCUCCCUUGUGUUUUCAGUCCGACGGAGCCAGCGGAGCAUUUCCCGCUGGCUUUCCGGGUUCGAACUGGUUCGCCCAGCAUCUUCUCGAGGCUUGUGGCGGUAACGGCGGCGUCGGAUCCGGCGUGAACGGCGGCGUUUUCGGCAGCGCACCGAGCACAUUUCUUGCGGGGUCGGGAGAGGCUCAACUCCCUUCAUCGCUUCCUGUCACAAUGUCCCCAGACGCGGACACUCACUUCGCCGCCGCGACUUCCGCCGUGCCGUCCGCGCCUAUGACGCACGAGGACGAGAUAUUUCUGGCUCAGCUACAGGCGAUGUUACAGGAGCCAUGCGGCGGCAAUGCCGCCGGCAUCAGCCCCGCCGGGACGCUUGGCGGCGAGCAACCCCCUACCGUCACCGCGCCGCCCGCUCCCGCAGGCGCCGCUACAUUUGGCGCGCAAGCGGCUAACCAGCCUUCCCACAUUCCCAGUCACUUCCGCUCGGCUCAGGCUGCGGCGGAUAACUCGAGGCGGCGGGAGCACUCCGACGGCCUUCCUCUACCUCUGCCGCUGCGCGCGGCGAAGAGUGUAAAGACGUCCCCGCAAUCCUGGCCCGGAUCGCCUGUGCGCGCUCCGUUUAACACGCCACGUUCGGCAUUGGACAGCUCGCCCCUCAGACGAGCCCUAACGGCGGAAAGGUCGAAUUUCUCCGACCCGCGUCUCGGGGAGGCUAAGUUCGGAGGUAAUCUGUCGCGCCUCGCUUCGAUGCCAUUGGACGGCGCGAACGCGGCGGCUUCCAUGGAAACACCUGCGGCGGCGAUGGCGGAGACUUCGCCCAAGCGGAGCGCGUCUGGCGACGGCAUGGGCUGCCUUUCCGAUGAGCCUCAACGGUCGAGCGGAUCUGGUUCCGCUUCCGCGUCUCCCGCCCCCUCCACUGGGGUCUCCGCUAAAAAUGCUGCCACUCCGGGCAUUUCCGGCGCGGACGGUUCCGCGGGAAGGGGCCCUUCGCAGCUCCCUUGCGAGUCCGCCUGUCCACCCUCACUGCAGUCGCCGGCAUGCCCUGACCCAGCAGCACCCCACUCCCUCCCUCUCCCGUGCCCCCCACCGCUCCUCCCUCGCCCACGCUCCCUCCCUCUCCCGAGCUCUUUCGCUCUCUCCCUUUUGCUCCCCCCUCCUGCUGCUGCUGCUGCUGCUGCUGCUGCUGCUGCUGUGAAGCUUUUGUCUGUUGUGGUGGAGGCGUCAACUGACGCUUCGGCGGUCGAGGACAUGACCGAGGAGGGGAUCGCACGCCUCAAGGACCUCAACAUCACCCCCGUGAUGUGGACGGCCAUGGAGGAGCUCGCUGACUUCCUGCGACCCUUCCAUGCCGUCACUCUGGCGGCCGAGGGGUCCAAGUACCCCACGAUCAACAGGGUGGUCCCGCAGUUCAACGAACUGCUGGACACCCUGGAGGGGAUUAGGGACAAUGAGUCAUCCCCUUGCUCCAGGAUCAUGAAGGAGUGCAAUUUUUUAGGCGCCUCAAAAAUGGACAAUGAGUCAUCCCCUUGCUCCAGGAUCAUGAAGGAGUGCAUCAACCUGGCUUUGGGAAAGCUGAACGAGUACUACUCUGGCAGCCCUGACGAGUUGUGGAUUGCCACUUUUCUGGACCCGAGCUUCAAGCUUGGGUAUUUUCAGAUGGGGAAGGAGGGGUCGACGGAGGGAGGGGCCCAGAACGCACAGCACGUGGCUGCCGAGCAGGUUCUGGAACUUGUGCGGGCGAAGUGGCGCCCGUACAAGGACAAGGCGGUCGCCCUGCGGGAGAUGAGGGAGGGAGGAGGGUCAUCUGCUGGGGCGAGUGGCCGGGUUGGCAUAGAGGGGGGCAGCAGCAGCACCCGGGAUGGUGGAGGAGCCGGCAGCAGCAAGGGGGGGAAAGGCCUUGCGAACGACGCCUUCGGGGGUGUUGUGGGGGAUCAGUCGAGUUUGAUGGCACGCCUGGCUGCCUUCCGAAGCCGACAGACAGUGACGAUCAAAGACGAGAUUCAGGAUUAUAUCAAUGAGCAGAUGGAGCCCAUGGGAGUCGACCCCCUUGCGUAUUGGCACCGUAAGGGGGAGGAUCUAGAGGGGCUGCAGGCGAUGGUGCUUGAUUACCUAGCCAUACCUGCCACGUCGGCGGCUAGCGAGCGCACGUUCUCGCUGGGCCGCAACCUUAUCACGUGGCAGCGUCAUAGGCUAGGACCCGAGCGCGUUGAAGCGGUCAUGUUGCUUAAAUCAUGGGUGGAGACGCACCAAGGGUGCAAAUUGGGCAAGGCGGCAAAGGCCCUGCUGGAGAAGGCGGCGAAGGAUUUGUUUGGCUUGGAGUUGGAUGAUGAUGCAUGA
Molecule: messenger RNA, 2337 nt
Organism: Closterium sp. Naga37s-1
Lineage: Eukaryota; Viridiplantae; Streptophyta; Zygnematophyceae; Desmidiales; Closteriaceae
Source: the annotation of a GenBank genome assembly